AGUCCAUAUAAUUAUCAUGUCCAUCGCCAACCGUGAUGAGGCCAAGCGAUGCCGGGAUAUUGGAAUGAACGCUUUGAAGAGUGGGGACCGGGAUAAAUGUAUACGUUUUCUGGAGAAGUCCUUACGGAUGUACGAUGAUCCUCAUACUCAUAGCCUCCUGGAGAAGGUACGGACUGAUGGUAAGGACUCUAGUGAUGCCGAGACCUCUACCAAGAGCUCGGAUGCCUCCAAGACUACUACUGCCUCUCCUCCUGGUGUACGACAUAGGAAGGGAGCUGAGCCCACCCGCAGUGGGGAUAAGGCGCGGACUAAUAAGGAUGGGAAGUCAUACACUGAUGACCAGAAUCGUUUAGUGCAGCGUGUUCUGCGGACUCAGGAUUACUAUCAGAUCCUACAGAUAGACAAGAAUGAUGGAUCUAAUGAUGUCGAUGCUAAAGUGAAGAAAGCGUAUCGUAAAUUGGCCCUUAAGCUCCAUCCCGAUAAGAAUAGUGCACCAGGAGCUGAGGAAGCCUUCAAGAAGGUCUCCAAGGCAUUCCAGUGUUUAUCAGAUGAAGGCAAACGUCGUACAUAUGAUCGGACGGGUAGAGACCCCGAGCAAUCAGCAUCCUCUUCGGGAAGCUCUGGGCGACCAGAUGACUUCAUGACAGCUCAGGAUAUUUUUGAUGCAUUCUUUGGCGUACCUCGACAGAACUCACCGUUCUAUGCUCAACAUGCUCAACAUCAUCAACAACAAUACCACCAGAACAAUACCAACAGUUUCAACAUCCUACAGUUUUUGCCCCUAAUCAUGCUACUUGUUGUUACUCUGUUGGCUAACUUCAACACGAAUAGUUCUUAUAGCCAUCAGAGGCCCAAGUUUUCGUUCACUCCAACAAAGUCGUAUACAGUCCAGGAGAGUACUCCAGACAUGCAUAUCCAAUAUUAUGUGCCACCUAGCCAUGCUGCCAAGUACCCUGCAGGCUCUACUGAGCGACAGAGAUUUGAUACCACUGUGGAAACGUCAUAUGUGAAUAAUCUGCUGGCGGAUUGUGAUUUCGAGGAGCGAAGCAUGGUGCGGAACAUCCAGCUAGCCAAGCGCCACCGUUCAGUGGAACAAUUAGAGCAAGCUAAGAAUACACCCCGUCCAUCAUGCGAUAAACUGAAUCGAUUGAAGGAGAAGUAUCCUCGACAGUAUAGACAGAGUGUUCAGUACUGGUAUUGAUUCUGCUAGCAUUCUCUUCUAUUAUCGCAUUAUCCACCAAAGCUGCAUCAUUUGUAAAUA
Messenger RNA from Perkinsus marinus ATCC 50983, 1261 nucleotides. Its product is annotated as molecular chaperone DnaJ, putative. Gene Ontology annotation, molecular function: Hsp70 protein binding. The record is from RefSeq and is a predicted model, not a curated record. The transcript has 12 exons. The coding region runs from base 17 to 1201 and encodes 394 amino acids. Gene Ontology annotation, biological process: cellular response to misfolded protein. Gene Ontology annotation, cellular component: endoplasmic reticulum membrane. NCBI's taxonomy places the organism in Eukaryota, Perkinsozoa, Perkinsida, Perkinsidae.